This is a messenger RNA of Plutella xylostella (diamondback moth), 2785 nucleotides long. RefSeq names its product protein LSM14 homolog B. Gene Ontology annotation, biological process: cytoplasmic stress granule assembly; P-body assembly. Lineage: Eukaryota; Metazoa; Arthropoda; Insecta; Lepidoptera; Plutellidae. The record is from RefSeq and is a predicted model, not a curated record. Gene Ontology annotation, molecular function: mRNA binding. Gene Ontology annotation, cellular component: P-body.
CGCUUGUUGCCAACUUCACGUCAGUCAUUUUCAGUCAUUUUGUUCGGUGGUUGAUAUUUCAUGGUCGACAAAAUCGUAAAAUAUCUUCGUCAUCUGCAGUUAAUUUUUACAGUGACAUUAUGAGUUCUGGAAUGCCCGAAUUGGGCUCUAAGAUAAGCCUAAUAUCUAAAGCAGAUAUUCGAUAUGAAGGCCGUCUUUUCACCGUCGAUCCUCAAGAAUGUACCAUCGCUUUGGCUAGCGUGCGUUCAUUCGGCACGGAGGACCGCGAGACGCAGUACCCGGUAGCGCCCCAGAGCCAAGUGUACGACUACAUCCUGUUCCGCGGCUCCGACAUCAAGGACAUCCGCGUGCUGAACAAUGUCCCGUCGCUGCCCAACGACCCGGCCAUCAUGCAGAUGUCGGUGCCGCCGUCGCUGGGCGGGCCGGGCGCGCCGCCGCCGCAGUUCCCGCAGUACUCGCACCCCGUGGUCGGCCAGCAGCAGUUCCCCCAGUACCACCCCAUGGCGGGCUUCCCCGGCGUGCACGCCUCGCUCGGCAAGACCAGUGAGUUGUCCGCGGAGCUCGCCCCGCAGCCGUUCGCGCAGCCCAUCGGCUCUGGCCUCCACCACAACCAAGUCAAAGACCAAGGUUCGAUGCUUGAUCUGAUUGGCGGAGGAGCUCAGCGGGACUCGUCAAGGUCCAACACCCCGGCCCUCGGAGGGCACAGGAAGAGCCCUACUGCUGACCAGGGUACCCAGUCGGUGCAGGUGGGCGCACAGCGGGACGCGCGGCGCGGCUCCAACCCGCAGCAGAAGCAACAGCAGCCGAGGAACAACUCGCGGAACCGGCAGAGGUACCCGAGCGGCGGCGCGGGCGGCGCGCUGCAGCAGCCGCAGUCGUCGGCCCCGCACCAGCAGCAGCACCAGCAGCACAACCAACAUCAGCAGCACAACCAGCAUCAACAGCACAAUCAGCACCAGCAGCAUAAUAAUCAGCACCAGGGAGGAAACGGUUUCCCCCCCGGCUACAACCGCGGCGGGUGGCGCGGGCGCGCGCGCGGUCGCGGCCGCGGCUUCGUGCCGCGCGGCGCCAACAAGCUCAAGUUCGACAACGACUACGACUUCGAGCAAGCCAACACGGAGUUCGAGGAGCUGCGCAGCCAGCUCGCCAAGGCCAAGAUCUCUGAUGACGUGAAGCCAGACACGCUGGAUGCUGUCGCUCUUGUAAACGUGGAGGUAGACAAGAAGGACGACUCGGGCAACGAGACGGGCGCGGGCGAGGCGGAGCCCGAGGACGACUGCGCGCCCUACGACAAGACCAAGAGCUUCUUCGACAACAUUUCGUGCGAGGCCGUCGAGAGGUCGAAGGGCCGCAGCCAGCGCACGGACUGGCGCACGGAGCGCAAGCUCAACUCGGAGACGUUCGGCGUGGCGUCGGCGCGGCGCGGCGCGUGGCGCGGCCGCGGCGGCUGGCGGCACAACCCGCACCAUCAGCAGAUGAACUCGUUCAGUUGGCGCGGCAUGCGUGGAGGCGGCCCGCGCGGCCGGGGCUCGCAGCAGCAGCAGCAGCCGCGCCCGCGCGCCGCGCCGCCCGCACCCGCCCCGCAGCCCGCCGUGACCGCCAAGUAGGAUGGAGAUCUGACGCCGCGCGUACAGUGAAUCUUAAUUUAUUAUCGCGAGGACCUGUUAGUAACACAUGGAAAAGUAACGGAAAAGUGUCGGUGAUUCACGUGUUAAAUAAAAUGUUAUCGAUAAAAAAAGUUAAAAGUAAUUGCGGGAAGUUAUAAAGUGGUGAGGUUUCAAGAAUGAAGGACAUUGCUUUGGUUUGCUAGUGUUGUAUCCAAUAUAUGGAAGGAGUAAGAAGGAAAUUCCCGUAAUGAAGCGAUUGAACAAAGUACGUCCAGAUAUCAGCGCUCACAGUAGGAUAAUGUAAGUAUAGAGCGAGCGAGCAUUGGCAUCUACUAAAUUGGUUGAAAUGUAUAGUAUAAUGUCACAAGUCGACCCACUGAAUACGAUAUUAGGCUAAAUUAUGUGAUUGUAGCAUGUCGAUGCCUUCGCGAAGUGAAAAUGUGGACCCCGAAUAAAAGACGCCUUCUGUAAAUUAUAUCCGAGGCUACGACGCGAGGAGUCCGACAUAGUUAAUUGAUAACUUUAUUUAUGCCCAAUGAAUUUAUAUAUUUUCCUAAAGCUUAUCACAGUUACGCGUUGAUGUGCCUAUAAUGUUGUAACGAAGUUAGAAGUUAUGCCGACUUUUAUUCUCAAGGGUCAUUGCACUUCCAUUUUAUUUUUUUUAUUUAGUAAGCAAUGACUGUCGGUCGUGAUGUGCCGGCAGCCCUGCGGCUAUUGUAAUGAAAGUUAGUGACGGUAUUCGUGUUUUAUUGACUGUCUUUUUAAUUAAAUGUUAGGUGUAGUAUCGGUAUGAGAGCAGGGCCGCCGGUGGUCUCAAUGGCAGGGCCAUUUACUGUAAUUAUUUGUAAGGUCGCGACAGACUGUAACGAUUGUUUAGAUAUUUAUUUGAAGAGCGCCAGAUCUGGCGCCGAGUGUGGCCGCGCCUCCAACUAUCUCAAGUGUCUGCACUCAUUUUAAUACGUAGAUUUGUUACAGUAAGAAAAGGCAAACUGUAUUAGAUUUGUUUCUCAUAACUUUUUUUUGGAGAUUUUCAAGACCUUUUCUAGUUGAAAUUCAAAAUCUAUCUUGACUUACGACUCAAGACACCAAUAUAUUUGUAAAAAUAAAUCUGUAACUCGAAAACUGUACCUGGUGAUUGUAUUAAUAUGGAAAUAUACAUUUACUACAAAUCUUCCAAA